Emiliania huxleyi CCMP1516 is the source of this 3585-nucleotide messenger RNA. RefSeq lists its product as hypothetical. NCBI's taxonomy places the organism in Eukaryota, Haptophyta, Isochrysidales, Noelaerhabdaceae. The record is from RefSeq and is a predicted model, not a curated record. The transcript is spliced from 2 exons. Bases 1 to 3585 code for a protein of 1194 amino acids.
AUGAUGCCGCAGGCGGCGACCGCGGAGCACCGCGGGGACGGCGUCGACCGGCGUAACGCCCACCACGAGCGAUCGGCCCGCGAGAGGAGCGAGCGCGAGGCGGGAAUGAGGGCGUUCGAGCCGCCGCCGGACGAGGAGGGGGCGGUGGAGCACCUGAGCGCGUCUGUCGUGCUCGCGGCGGUGGAGGAGAGCGGGCCCAACUACCUGCUGCCGAAGGCGCCGGAGCCGGUCAAGUCGCGCCGGAAGCGGCUCAUGGUGGACGAGGCAGCAAGGCAGGCGGGUCAGGCGAUCCUCGAGACGGGCACGCGAGUCGAGAUCUUCGCGGAGGAUUCGGGGGAGGAGAGGUGGUGGCCGGGGACCAUCAUGGAGCGGACGGAGGACACCGACGGCCGGCUCGUGCACCGCGUCCAGUACACCAACUUCGAGGGCGACCGGUACUGGCACGUGCUCGACGACGAGCAGUGGCGCAGGGUGGCGGACACGGGGCCAGAGCUAGAGCACGCCCGCGCUGGCGCUGGCGACGCGGCACUCCGCGACGGCGCGAGCUUGGCGGCCUCCAGACCAACAAGGUGGGACAACGCCCGGGGGGAGACGGCCGGCGGGGCGAGCGAGACGACCGGCGGGGCGGGCUCCGCCGAGACGACCGGCCAGGCGGGCUCCGCCCCUGACCUCAACUGGCCGGGGCGGAGGAGGGCGCGACGCGACGCCGCCAUGGAGCUGCUUCGCACGCGGGACGAGGCCGAGCAGCGCGAGGCCAGGCGGCCCGACGACGCGCCCAUGCUGUCGCAGCACAGCGCCACGCUGUCGCGUCAGCUCGUGAUCGUGCGCCGCCGUCUGAGGGAGUACCUCGCAGACCUGGCGGAGGACAGCCUGUCGGUGCCGAUGCAGCGCACUUCCCGCGGCCUUCACCCGACCAUGCGGUGGACGGUCGAGUUCGGCAAGUGGCUGGCCACGACGCGGAUCGUCGAGUCGAGGGCGUAUAGCUGGCACCUGGCCGAGGAGCAGUCGGCGGGACAGGCGGAGGCGACGGCGCGCAGCGGCCGGGGGUCGAACACGGUGUACGUCGCACUGCAGCACAUGAAGAACCACGUCUGGCGCGAGCUGUGGCCCGCGAUGCCGGCCGACGCGAGGCAGUACUGGCACUGGGUGACGCGGCGCGUGAUGGGGAUCUUCGACGGCGGCGGCGGCGGGAUGCGACAGGAAGCAGAGAAGGCUGGGAGAGGAGCGGGACAGGCGGCGGCGCAGGCAAGCGUCGCGCGAGGCGAGGGCGUGGAGCAGCAGCAGGCGGCGAGCGCGAAGGCGAGCGCGGACAUGACCCGGCAGGUGGAAGCGAAGCUGCGCGCGGGGACGACCCGCCCGUGCACGAAGCAGCACCUGUUCCAGGCGGGGGAGUACCUGCUGCAGGACGCGCACCUCUCCGAGCCAUUCGAGGUGAACGUGGCCUUCAUCAUGAGCGCGUACGUGUGCCUCGCGAGGCAGACCGGCUGCCGGCCCGGGAUGACGAUGAACGACGUGAACGACCUCGCGAACACUACCAGUCACUGGCACGAGGUACCGCCGCUUCGGAUGAGCGACUUGCGGAUCGACAUGGACAACGAGCUGGGCGGCGCGCUGACCGAGGGCGCGUUCCGGGCGCUCUGCAGGAUGCAGGUGACGUUCAAGCGGAAGAAGGGCGAGUACUUCGCACACUACGCGUUCGGCACCUCGAUCACCCCCGACUCAGAUCAGAUGCUGCGGAUCGGGACCCUGGCGCUGCUCCGCCUGCUGUUGAGGUGCGGGAGCUUCCGCGGGUGCUAUGCGCGGCUGAGCCGCGCCGACGCCGCGGCGCUGCGGAAGAAGGUGGCAGACCCACGCGGAUUCGCCGGCCUCGAGCUCGAGGACACAGGCCACGAGAGCUUCCUCUCGCUGGUGCGUGCGUGCCGCGAGGACGGCUGGGUGCUGGACGAGGCGGCGCUGAGCCGGCCGCUCUUCCCGGCGGUGGACACCGCGACCGGGCGGUUCUUGUUCACAGAGAGCUUCCAGGUGAAGACGGUCUGCGACCUGCUGAUCCAGACGGGCGUUUCGCUCGGCAUGAACAGGCACCAGGUGGGCGCGUGGUCGCUCCGGAAGGACGCGUGCGAGCAGCCGGUCGCGGCGGGCGAGGGCGAGGUGGGUGCGAGGGUGCUGGGGCACCGGCACGUGAACUCGAGGACGAUGGACCUUGUCUACCGCGCGGACCUGCGGACACGCGAUCUCGGCGCGUACUGGGCGAGGCGGGGCCCGAUCGAGAGCGUCGAGCGGGCGCCGCUGGACUCGCUCUCCGCGUCGCGGGUGCCUGAGGCGAGCGGGGUGCGCGGCGUGUGUGACCUGCCGGCGGGCUGCUCCGAGCGCGCCGAGAUGGAGGGUUGUGCUGAGGUGUCGGAGGCGGAGGCGGAGCUGGACGCGGCCCGGCGCAGCCUGCUGGUGCUGCUCUCCGUCUCGACGCUGCCACGUCACUUCAAGGUGAUGGCGCGCGCGGCCGGUCACGCGGCUUGCGCCACGUCGUAUGAGGCGGCAGCGCUGCGAGUGCGUAACCGCCGGAACAAGGCGCGGCAGCGCGCGGUCGAUGCGUACCGGCUGCGCCUGUACAAAGAGGGCCAGGAGCGGCUGCGCACCUCUCCGGCGCUGCGGCGCGCGAUGAUGUGCACGCACGAAUGGGCCCCGCGAGGCGAAGACGAGGCGGUCGCGUUCGGGCUCGACCGCCGCGAUCGCACGUUCGAGCUGCGUGCGCUGCGCGAGCUUCCCGCGCCUCUGCAGGGCUCCAUCCUGCGAGCGGGCGCACUGCACGUGCUGCCCAGGGGACGCACGCGGCGCACGGCGUACGAGCACGUCCGCGAGCGCUGCGUCGGCCUAUGCUCACUGGAGUGCGGCUCGGACGGGUGCGUGGGAAGUGGGCUGGAGAUGCACUGGCCCGACUCGCCCGAGGAGUUCGAGGAGCUGCGCUGCGAGCACUGCGGCGCCGCGCAGGUGCGGAUGCGAUGGCGGCGGGAGGGGGGGGGCGCGGGUGCGGCCACGCUGGUCGCUGGGGAGCCGAUGGCGGCGGGCGCGACGCAGGCUCUUGGCGCGAGCGACGCGGAAUCGUACGGCGUGUGGUACGCGCUACGCGGCCGCGCGACGAUCGGCAACGCGGCCUACGAUGCCGGGGCGGCUGCGACGGUGGCGCCGAGUGCGACGACGGACAGCACGGACGCGGCAUCCGACGAGCGGGAGCGGACGGGCGGGCGCGCGGAGAUCGGGGGCGACGAGGAGGAGGAGGCGACGGGCCUGCACCCAGAGGACUGGAUCGAUGCGGAAGAGGCAGCGGCAGCGCUCGAAGCGCUGGCCGAGGUGGACACGCUGGAUCUGGCCCAGGCGCUGCACGCCGGCGCGGCCACGGGGGGUGGUGCCUCCGACGGCGGCUCCCUGCCUCGCCGGGUGCUGCGAAGCGGCGCGCACCGGCAGCAGCACGGUGGCGACGGCGGCGGCUCGCAGACAGAGGACCUAUCGUUUGAGGACGUCGUGCACCUGUGGGGAACGCCGAGCUCGCAGGCAGCGUCUCGGGCAAACGCGGGCGCGAGGCGCGCCUGA